Molecule: messenger RNA, 2373 nt
Organism: Seriola dumerili (greater amberjack)
Lineage: Eukaryota; Metazoa; Chordata; Actinopteri; Carangiformes; Carangidae
Gene: ppm1j
Product: protein phosphatase 1H-like
Exons: 10
Coding region: 224-1720 (498 amino acids)
Biological process (GO): protein dephosphorylation
Molecular function (GO): protein serine/threonine phosphatase activity
Source: RefSeq, a predicted model, not a curated record
AGCUCAUACGCAGCCAGUGAAGGUUUUAUUCUGUUUGCAUGAGGAAAACAUCGUGUCUGAAAGCUGUCACAUGGGGCCAGCAAGGAGGAAAAAAAAUCGCUUCCUGAAAUGAUCCUCGUCACUGGCUGAGUGUUGUUGUGUUUUUUUUUUUCUCUAAUGUAAUCUCGCAUCGCGCUUAAUUUUCCAUCCGGAUCUUUUUUUUUCUGGCCGACUGUCGCUGCCGAUGAUGAUCAGCAAAGUUAAAAACGCGAUGUCCACUCUGGUAGGAGGGAUGAUGCCGCACGGACACCACCACCACCACAACCAUCACUCAGGUGGGGGCCAGACCUGCGGACCGGACAGCCUGCCGCCGCGCUUCCCUUACGGUCGGCCGGAUUUCUUGGACCUCACCCCGGAGCUCCUGCAGUACUCCACCGAGCACGCAUCACGGCCGGUUCUCACGCUAAAGAGAGGCAGCAGGCUUCCCUGGACGACGGGAUACGCAGAGGUGAUCAAUGCAGGGAAGAGCAUGCUGAACGAGGACCAGGCCUCCUGUGAGAAACUGUUUGUGAAGAAGCCGAGCGGCAAACACCGGAACUCCACUCUGCUGGAGGACAACGGGGAUGGCACAGGAAUUCCUCUCCACUUCUGGGGGGUGUUUGAUGGACAUGCAGGUUCCGGAGCCGCCAUCAUGGCCUCCAAACUUCUUCACCGUCUCAUCAGAGACCGUCUGGGAGAAAUCUGCCACCUGCUAGAGAAUCCCAGCAGCGCACCUCCGAUCUGCUUGGCCAAGAACGGCAGCCCGUACCAGGCAGAGACAAAGAAAGGAGCCGCACAGGAACCGGAGGACCCAGACGCUGUCAACGACUCCUCAGUGCGCUUUCACAUGGAGAAGGUUGUCAGUUUGGAGAGUCUGGUGAUGGGAGUCAUAGAGACCGCCUUCAAACAGAUGGAUGACCUAAUUGAAAAGGAAAAAACGUCCUAUGCCAUCUCUGGUGGGUGUUGUGCCUUAGCUGCCAUUCAUUUAAUGGGGAAACUCUACGUAGCCAAUGCUGGAGAUAGCAGGGCCAUAAUCAUACGAAAUAAUGAAGUUAUUCCCAUGACUAAUGAAUUCACACCUGAGUCAGAGAGGCAGCGGCUACAGUAUCUGGGCUUCCUGAGGCCAGAGCUUCUGGGUAAUGAGUUCACUCACAUUGAGUUCCCUCGUAGGAUCCAGCACAGCGAGCUGGGCAAAAAGAUGCUCUACAGAGACCACACCAUGACCGGCUGGGCUUAUAAGACAAUCAUUGAAGAUGAUCUGAAAUUCCCCCUGAUAUACGGAGAGGGGAAAAAGGCUCGUGUCAUGGCGACAAUCGGAGUGACCCGUGGGCUGGGAGAUCAUGACCUGAAGGUGUACAACUCCAACAUUUACAUCAAGCCCUUCCUGUCAUGCGUCCCUGAGGUGAAAGUUUACAAUGUGGAUGAAAACAAACACGGCCCAGACGACGUCCUGGUCAUGGGUACAGAUGGACUGUGGGACGUAACGACGGACAGGGAAGUGGCAGAUGCGGUGUCAGCCUACUUAUCCUGCUGUGACCCCUCUGAUCCCAUGAGGUAUACACUGGCCGCCCAGGACCUGCUGAUGAGGUCUCGAGGGGUGCUGAAAGAGCGUGGUUGGCGGCUACCCAAUGACAAACUGGGCUCAGGUGAUGACAUAACUGUAUUUGUCAUCCCACUGGCAGGGAGUGAGUCAGAGACAUGAUGAGGUGUUGCAGCGACCGCUAUGACAGAGCUGACUCUUCAGGAUCCUUCCCACCGUCCCUCCAAGCUCCCUCAACCCUGGACCGACGGGGCAGCGGGAGAUAAAAACACCAUCGCUGAGCUGACCUGUUUUCUCAUCCGACACAUCUCAUUGUACCGCUGACUGUGUUAACCUACAUGUGACUCAUAAAACAAAAGUGAACCGAAAUGAACCUUCGUCAUAGGGGAGACUCGGGUCUGAGCAGCACCUCCAUCAACCACUAGAUCAGACUCCGUCCCACUUGCUUCACUUCAACCUAACCCAGGAUCCCAUCUCCCUUGGUCUCAGUCAUGUAACAAAAGAUUUUCAGUGACAUUAUAAGAGAAGUCACAAUCUGUGUCUCAGACCUGCUGUUUGUGACAGUUGCCAGUGAGAAUUAAAUCCUUGUAGUAUUUUUGUUCCCUGUUUAUGUUCAAGGCUGGACCGCUUCUCAAACUUUUCAACAGAUUGUUCAUUUUCAUGUCAUCAUCUAAAUGUGAGUCUCUUUUGUAAAAAAAAAAAAAAAAAAAAAAAAAAAAAAAAAAAAAAACAACAACAAAAAACAAUCAUAAAUUGCAAAAGGGAUUGCAGUAGAGAAUGUGAGGAAACCAAAGAGAUGCCGGGAUGGCAUGAGG